GGGACCUGUACGGGUCCAUUGGGUCACCGGUGCGACUAUCAAGGACGGUGGUUGUCGGUCGCAGACAGGAGCUGGUCCAGAGACUCCUCUAUGUCCUGACUUACUUCAUCCGCUGCUCUGAGCUGCUGGAGACCCACAUGCUGGACAGCGCUGAGGACGAGGCUAUUGUUAUGCCCGGCUCCCUCAUCACCACCUCCUUGAGAAAAGGAGAGGUGGAGGAGUCAGACUACGUCCUGGUAACCGUCCAUAAACCCAGUGGGGACUACUUGUCUGAAGGGGCAAGCGACCAGCAGACUGAAGCAGAGGACAGCAGCUACCCUUCAGACAACAGCCUCCAGAGCAGCACGUACACAGACACAGAGUUGGAGCAGGGGGCCGGGGACACACCUAAGGAAGAAGAUGAGGAUGAGGAAGACGAGGAGGACAGCAGUGAGAGUCAAGGGUCUAGAAGUAGUGUGCUUCAGUCGGGACACAGUCAGGGUAACAACCCUGAUAUCAGGACUACAGAAGCAGAUGAAUCCAGGGAGCUGCGCAUAGAGUCCAGCAGUCUGCUGGCUACCGAAACCCGACUGGAGAAGGUGUUGCGUGUUGGCUCAGCUUCCCCCAGGGAGCAGGUUUCUGUGCUGGAUACAGAGAACAAGGGUGACCUCAAGCUUAUUGUCCCACCCAUACCCACAAUUAUUCCAUCAAGUCCUUCUCCAACAUCUAUCACCACAAACAGUAUAAACUUCGGGGCAGAGGGUGGGAUGGAUGCAGGCAACCAGCUCCAGGCUCCUCGUCCUUUAGGGAUCCCUUUAGAGAAGAAACCCCCAGACAAGAGCCCAGCUGCUACAGUGCCAGUACCAAUUGCUGGGCCCAUGGCUUUGACUCUAACAGAGGAGGAAGAGCCUGCAACUAAAGUCACCUUCCUCAUUGGAGACUCCAUGUCUCCUGAGUCGGACACAGAGAGCCGCAGAAGGAAGGUGGAUGAAGAAAUCAAAAAGCACAAGAAACACUUCAAGGACAAACAACCGCUCCACCAGCAGCUGCUACUGCAUCAGCAACAAACGCACCUUUAUAAGCAGAGAGGAGGAGAUUCAAAGACCAGCAACAGCAGUGCAUCAGAGGACCAAAGCAAACAGACCAAGGUGGCUCCACCCCUGCAGCGGGUGUCCAGCAAGAUGCCUCAGUGGAGGCCCAACUGUGUGGAUGAUUUUGAUGAGUAUUUCAGUCUGGAGAACCCUGUGGAGACGAGGACUAUAGACGACGAGGCCAAAAAUCAGGAAGCCAGCACCACAGACAGUCUACACAAAGACUUGCUGGACCCCUCGGGAGUCCCACAGUCCAGUGACUUAGGGGCUCCAAGUUUUCAGGGGCCAGUAAGGGUUCAGGGGUUGGGUCUCUGUUUGGGUUCAGGUAGUGGACUGGUAGGGUCCAGCAGGAGGGGGGACACAUUGUUGGAUGUCCAGAGAAGGUGCAGAUGCGGGUCUACAGACUCCUCUGACACGUGCUGCAGCAGGGGCUGUUCUGCUGAGCAGGACAAUGGUCUUCUGUUGUCUGUCCCUGUCCCCCAGGAUGAAAGCAGCAGCAAAGAGGACCAAAAGCGAAAAGCUGUGCCUCUCAGUGACUGGGAAAUUCCACGCAAUGAGAGCUCAGACAGUGCACUGGGGGACAGUGAGAGCGAGGAGACAGAGGACUGGCAGGAGGAAGUGCUGGUGCCAUUCCCUGGGUCGAAGUUGGUGGAGAACUACUCAAAACCAAGCAUUGCCAAUUUCGGUCGCUCUCUGUUUGGAGGCUACUGCCCCACAUAUGUGCCAGACUUUGUACUGCAUGGAAUGCCCAGUGACGAGAAGCUACGACAGAGUCUCAUGGCGGAAUUAACCCAUGCUGUACAGCAUCCAGUAUUGGAUGAGCCCAUAGCGGAGGCCGUCUGCAUUAUAGCAGACACAGACAAAUGGACGGUGCAGGUGGCAAGCAGUCAGAGACGAGCCACUGACGUCAACAAACUGGGGAAGGAGGUCCUGGUAUCCAGCCUAGUGUCCAGCUUAUUACAGUCCACUUACCAGCUUUACAAGCUCAACCUCUCGCCCAACUUUUGUAUAAUGCACCUUGAGGACCGCCUGCAGGAAAUCUACUUCAAGAGCAAGAUGCUUGCUGAGUAUUUGAAGGGCCAGACAAGAGUCCAUGUCAAAGAACUGGGAAUGGUCUUAGGAAUUGAGUCCAGCGACCUUCCCUUGUUAGCUGCGGUGGCCAGUACGCACUCCCCCUAUGUGGCCCAGAUUCUGUUAUGAGACUGGAAUGCCACUGAGGUCCUGAGCAGUGAGUGAGACCUGGGAAGUGUCACUCUGGCCCACCUGAAAGAUGACCCUCGACACGGUUGCCUGACCUUCUUUCCUGGGCUAAAUAGGAUCUGUGCUCUGAAGCUGAGCAGUGCACACAGACCACAGCGGGCAUCUUCCCUCAAUACCACAGCUGCUGAAUGUGGGGCAAUGCUGCUACUGCACCACUAAGGGGAACUAGAGACCACAGUCCCACAGAUGGAGAGACGCUCUGUGCUGUAUCCCUCAAAUAACCUUUUCCUGUCUGAAUGUUUCUUUUACAACAGGACUCUUUUAUUUUUGGACACAAAAGCCAAAGACUUUUUUUUUUUCCAUAUUGAUCCAGUUAAAGGAUGGAAAUAUCUACAUUAUAAUAACAAUGGAUUUUGUUUCCUCUUUCUUUCCGUACAAUCUUCAACACAGUGAUACAAUGGAAACUGAUGGACUUUUAAAGCAUUUAUUUAAAAAAUAUAUCAUUAAUAUCAUUAUCAAUCUCAUGCCACUUAUAUAUUUCAUUUAUCUUUAUGCAUUUGUUUACAAGCCAAUAUUUCACUCAGAUAUCUCAGUAACUUUGAUAUGCUAGUUUUUGUCCAAUUGCAGCACACACCUACAUUUAAGCGCCUAUUUUCUUUUCACAUUGGGGUAUUGACACUCAGUGAUUUUGGUUCCUCAAACUUUUUUUAAAAUAGCUAAAAGUGCUUUUGACAUUCUUAUCAUAGGUACAGCACUACCUCAGAUCUUCAAAUGGGCAGUAGAUGACUCACAUUUACAGUGGCUCAAUAGAAAACCCUGAGGUAAAACAUUUUUAAACUAUUUUAAUCAGAAGAAAGGUUCAGCUGUGUGCAGACUCUAUGCUGUGUUCUUAGAGAAAUAGGGGAAGCUGUUAAAUUCCUUCUUAUGAUCACUUCGCACGGAAAAUUAAAGGAAAAAAAAAACGUGUUUUUGCUGCAGAUUGUGACUGCGGGGGCGGGGGUCCCUUUCUACUGUCGAAAAGUUGAACAAUGCAUUAUCUACAUCUAUUUUAAAACCAAAAUGCUGAGUAUUUUCUCACUUUUAUAGCUUCCCCACCUUUUUACGAUGUUUACGGCUUUGAUGUUUGCUGCAGAGAGAAGACAGAGUAAGCCUUAUAGUGGGUCAAAAUAUGUAUCAGUUAACUCUAUUUUCAAACGCAUUUCUAUGACAUCUAAAUACAAAAAACACACAACCUACAAGUCUAUUAUUGCACACUUGACUUUUAAUUUCCCAUAAUAUUGACAGAUAAAUGAUUUUAAGUUAUUUUUUUAAAAACAUAUAGCCAUGGUGCAAUUUGCUAUUGUGACACCGCUACGGUCACUUUCACAGGUUCUGUUAUUCAAAUAUUUCCUCUGUGUGUAAAUUUGAACCUGGUGGGCAAGUGGGACAUUUAUUUUUUUAUUUUUUAUUUUUUGCUUUCUGUGGUCAUCAGUUGAAAGCAUUGGAAGAUAAUCUGUAUCACAUUUGUCUGAUUGCAGGUACAAUAGGGUGAGUUAAAUUCCAGGAUGAAUGACUGCAAUAUUUACGAUAAAUACAUCCAAAAGCAUGAAUGGUGCGCAUACAGUACACCACUGUAGCCCAGUCAUAGCCUUUAACCACAUCUGUUUACCUUGAUGUGAAAGGAUGCAAAGUUUAAUUUAUUCCAGCUCAAUAAAAAAAACUCCUCUUCGUGGAUUCUUGAAAGUAACUUUCCUAACUUUAUAAGAUUCAAUCUUAGAGGACCAGUGUGUAAGAGUUAAAGAAAUGUAUUUGCUGAAGUAAAAGUCAUCAUUAUUGGUUUAUCACCUGGAAAUAAGAAUUAUUGUGAUUUAGCUUGAGCUCACAAUGAGACUUUAUAUCUUUAUAUCAUGACAUCCACCAUGUUUCUACAGUAGCCCAGUAAUGGACAGAACGUGUUGCCUUCAGUUAAACUCGCUGUAGGUGCAUAGUCUUCGAUAGGGAGGCGGAGGUGAGGGGUUUUUUCAGUGUUUCAAUCUGCCAAUGCAUUGGUAGAAACCACUGAAUUUGUCCCACUGCUUCUUUAAAGAUUGUAACAUGUCUCAGGAUUCUUGCAUUGUUUGGAGCGGAGCUUGUUGAUGGGAUGGUGAUACAGCAUGUUAACAGUAUGUAUGCUGUGAAUAACUUAUAUUGCUAGAAAUUCAAGUCGCAGAAUCUGACUAAAAUAUUUUAUUUUUUCUUUCUAAAACUCAAACGGCACCCUGUAUAUGACCCAAGUCUUAAUGGUAAAUGUGGCAUGAAUGCAUCACAGGCUUGUGGAGAGCUCAUUUUGCUGGUAAAAUUGAAAUAUAUUCAUGCUUGUUACUGUAUGAAGAUGCUCCGCUGUAUCAGCCUACAUUUUGUAUAACCCAGCCAUUAUGUUUUAAAGGUAUGAAUUUAUAUCUGCUUUUCUGUCUUUGUAUAUACAUAAAUUAUUUAGUUGCCCAUGGUAUGUGUAACGGUUCAUGUUAAACUGUACAUACUGAAGUUUAUUUCCAUGUAUUUGUACAGAAUGUCUUUUAAGAAUUGUCUCCAUUUAUUUUUUUUCCCAAUUUUAUGGGAAUGUUGUGCAAUAAAGAUGCAGAGGUAAAGGUU
Labrus bergylta (ballan wrasse) is the source of this 4880-nucleotide messenger RNA. The record is from RefSeq and is a predicted model, not a curated record. NCBI's taxonomy places the organism in Eukaryota, Metazoa, Chordata, Actinopteri, Labriformes, Labridae.